This is a messenger RNA of Paramecium tetraurelia, 459 nucleotides long. RefSeq lists its product as uncharacterized. The transcript has 2 exons. Lineage: Eukaryota; Ciliophora; Oligohymenophorea; Peniculida; Parameciidae. The record is from RefSeq and is a predicted model, not a curated record.
AUGCAAGAACGAUAUAAAGAGGCCUUGCUCUCGCCUUAAUUUAAAGAUUAAGAUUAUGAUCUCUCCACUUAAGAAUGCCGAAAAUUCUCAAGCAUAUGGGCUGCUGAAUUCAACACUCCCGAAACAAAAUACAGAUCUACAAUAGGAGCCAAUAGAAUUGAUAUAUCCAAGGAUGCAAAUUUGUUGCAUUUUAGGAAUAGAACAGCAAAAUUUGAGGACGAAUAAAAUCAAUUAUAUAUAGAAAUACAGAAUUUAUAUGAUAAGAGAUAGUUUGACAUCCCAAAUCUUGUGGAAACAAAAAUCUUAUAUAAGACAGAAACUGUUCCAAACAGAUUUAUCAUCAAGAGAAAAUAAAAUGAACCUAAAUAAAAAUCGCAAUUUAAUGAUUAAGUUUUGAUAGAAAAAAUGCACUAAGCUAAUAAAUAAAGUCUAAAGAAUUUAUUUUCUCAUAAAUUUUGA